This is a messenger RNA of Aspergillus homomorphus CBS 101889, 429 nucleotides long. It is a transcript of the gene mpt, whose product is annotated as putative DNA repair and transcription factor Ada. Lineage: Eukaryota; Fungi; Ascomycota; Eurotiomycetes; Eurotiales; Aspergillaceae. The record is from RefSeq and is a predicted model, not a curated record. The annotation marks the transcript as partial. Gene Ontology annotation, biological process: DNA repair; regulation of DNA-templated transcription. Gene Ontology annotation, molecular function: DNA-binding transcription factor activity; methyltransferase activity; zinc ion binding. The transcript has a single exon.
CUGCCACUUCCUUCUUUGCCUCUGGCCAGUGCAUCCGCGCGCUGGCAAGCCGUAGUCAAGCGGGAUCCCACGGCCACCACCUUCGUCUACGCGGUCCUCACAACCAAAAUCUACUGUCGCGCAUCCUGUCCCGCCCGGCUCGCGCGACGAGCCAACGUCCGCUUCUACGAUCUGCCCGCUCAGGCCGAAUGGGCAGGGUUCCGGGCGUGUAAGCGCUGCAACCCCGAUUCCCUCUGGAGCAGUAGCAACAGAAAUGAUAAUCCUCAGGUUCAGCUGGUGCAGCGGACAUGUCAGACGAUUGCAUCGCUGAUCCAGUCCGGGUCGAGGCCGACGCUGCAGGUUCUCGCGGCUGAGAUGGGGCUCACGACGAGUCAUUCUCACCGCGUGUUCAAGAAGGUUAUGGGCGUGACGCCGGGUCAGUAUGUUGCU